This is a messenger RNA of Camelina sativa (false flax), 1442 nucleotides long. The record is from RefSeq and is a predicted model, not a curated record. Lineage: Eukaryota; Viridiplantae; Streptophyta; Magnoliopsida; Brassicales; Brassicaceae.
CAGAGUAACAAUGAAGGGCUGUGAGCAUGAACAGCAACUCAAAGCAAGAAGAGGAAAGUCCCGCGAGGUUAGUUCACGUUUUCUCUCCUCUCCGUCCGCGUCUUCUUCUUCUCCCAACCGCAGAAACUCCACUUCUAAUUUAUCUACAAAGAGAGAUGAUCAGAACAACAACGGUAUGAAAAAGCAUGAUAGGAUGUCAAUUGGCACACAAGUUUGUCUCGGGUUACCUAACCAAAGUAGCAUAGAAGUUGACACAAAAGAAAACCGUAGGCCUUCACCGCGGAUCGAUGAUGAGGGCAGCGUCAUACUCCCUGGCAGAUUCUCCGUUGAUGGAUGUGCAUUGUACAGAGCAUCAUCAACGACGAACUCAUGCUCUCUACUAUAUGAGUCCUUAAACGAUGAAUCAGAUUCAGAGUUGAGCGAUGUAUCCUAUUCUUCAAGUGUUAGUACUAACCGUUCGUCCCGGAACCAUAAACCUGGUAUCAAGGUCUCUUCUAAAUAUCUGCGUGAUUUAACAGCUAGACCAAGCAAAGGGAACAACAAUGAGACCAAACCAAGGUCACAAGAAGACUUGCAGAGAGCCAAUAGCUUUAGGGGCAUUGAGAAUAGGAUGAAGAGGAAUAAUUCAGUGGCAAGGUACGGAAGUUCCAUGUCUCAGUGGGCGCUUUCACCAGGAAGGUCAUUGGACAUUCAGGCAGUGACAGUUCCAAGUCUGAAGCUUAUGAAUAACCGGUUGGUUCAGUGGAGGUUUGUCAAUGCUAGAGCCUGUGCUGCAAACAAUAGCGUAGCCUCCCAAGAAAAGAACCAGCUACUCUGUGCGUGGGAUGCUCUGACCAAGUUAAAACAUUUGUUUCUGCAAGAGAGAAUCAAACUGCAGAAGAAAAACCUGGAGAUGAAGCUGAAUUAUGUGCUGCUUUCUCAAGUUAAGCAUCUUGAAGCUUGGGAGGACAUGGAAAGAGAACACAUUUCAGCUCUGUCUAUGACUAGAGAAUCCCUGCAUUCUGUUCUUUCCAGGCUUCCCCUCAAAGAAGGUGCAAAGAUGAACAUUGAAUCAGCUGUAACUAUGUUUAAGACCGCAGAAACAGUCACUGAUGCUAUUAUUUCAACUUUAAAUAGUUAUGCUCCCACGAUGGAGGGUGGUAUUGUUCCACUGGCCUCCCAACUUGCGGAAGUGGCUGCACAGGAGAAACUGAUGCUGGAGCAAUGCCAUGAUCUUAUGAGAAUGAUUACCGAGUUAGAGAUGCAGGAGAGGAGCUUAAAGUGCUGCUUCAUGAUUCAACACAAGCAGACUUUUGAUACAGAAUUUGGGUAGUAGACCAUGUCAAAGCUUUGCGUCUCUGUUUGUUUUUUUUUUUCAAAUUUUUAAAGCAAAAGUAAUUUGUAUCGGUGACGUCAUUUAGACUGAAUCAAAUCACAUUAACCAACAUGCAUAAUAUGAUUAA